CUCCUUUAGGCAGCUGAAGGGGGAUUUAGGCCCGGAAGAUCCGAGUCCAUCCGCGGCGGGGAGAGGGCGAGCGGGGCCGGCGGGGGCCGGAGCAGCGGCGGCGGCGCUCGGACUGUCCCAUCCGCCCCGUAUUGAGGCGCUGGGAGCGGCGGGGCGGCCGGAAAGCGAUGGUGAAAGCGGGGCCGUGAGGGGCGGAGCCGGACGGGACCCGCAGUAGCGGCAGCAGCAGCGGCGCCGCCUCCGGGAGCGCAGACCCAGGAAGCGGCCGGGCGGGCAGGAGCGAGCCGCGCCGCCGCCAUGGAGCUGAGGGUCGGGAAUCGGUACCGGCUGGGCCGCAAGAUCGGCAGCGGCUCCUUCGGAGACAUCUAUCUCGGUACGGACAUUGCUGCAGGAGAAGAAGUGGCCAUCAAGCUUGAAUGUGUCAAAACCAAACACCCUCAGCUCCAUAUUGAGAGCAAGAUCUACAAAAUGAUGCAAGGAGGAGUGGGCAUCCCCACCAUCAGGUGGUGCGGGGCUGAGGGGGACUACAAUGUCAUGGUGAUGGAGCUGCUGGGGCCGAGCCUGGAAGACCUCUUCAACUUCUGCUCCAGGAAGUUCAGUCUCAAAACGGUUCUGCUGCUCGCCGACCAAAUGAUAAGUCGAAUUGAGUAUAUUCACUCCAAGAACUUCAUCCACCGAGAUGUGAAGCCAGACAAUUUCCUCAUGGGGCUGGGGAAGAAAGGCAACCUAGUCUACAUCAUUGACUUUGGGCUGGCCAAGAAGUACCGGGACGCCCGCACCCACCAGCAUAUCCCCUACCGAGAGAACAAGAACCUCACGGGGACGGCACGCUAUGCCUCGAUCAACACGCACCUCGGAAUCGAACAAUCUCGAAGAGACGACUUGGAGUCUCUGGGGUACGUGCUGAUGUACUUCAACCUGGGCUCUCUCCCCUGGCAGGGGCUGAAGGCUGCCACCAAGAGGCAGAAGUAUGAGAGGAUCAGUGAGAAGAAGAUGUCCACCCCUAUUGAAGUGCUGUGCAAAGGCUACCCCUCUGAAUUUGCCACAUACCUGAAUUUUUGCCGCUCGCUGCGCUUCGAUGACAAGCCCGACUACUCCUACCUGAGACAGCUCUUCAGGAACCUGUUCCACCGCCAGGGCUUCUCUUACGACUACGUGUUCGACUGGAACAUGCUCAAAUUCGGUGCCAGCCGGGCUGCAGAUGAUGCUGAGAGGGAGCGCCGGGACCGAGAGGAGCGAUUGAGACACUCCCGGAACCCAGCCACCCGCGGCCUCCCUUCCACAGCUUCUGGCCGCCUACGGGGAACCCAGGAAGUGGCUCCCCCCACGCCCCUCACCCCUACCUCACACACGGCCAACACCUCUCCUCGGCCUGUCUCUGGCAUGGAACGAGAGCGAAAAGUGAGCAUGCGGCUGCACCGUGGGGCCCCCGUCAACGUCUCCUCCUCCGACCUCACGGGCCGGCAAGACACCUCUCGCAUGUCCACCUCACAGAAUAGCAUUCCUUUCGAACACCACGGCAAGUAGCUGCUCGUCUCCGUUGGAAGGCAGCACUGGAUUCCCGGUCGGGUGGCUUCCAGUGGUCUUCAGUCUGUCGUGCACCGAUGAGAACUCUCCUUUUUGCUGUGAAGGGCAGACAAUGCAUGGCUGAUCUACUCUGUUACCAAUGGCUUUACUAGUGACACGCCCCCCGGUCUAGACCCGAAACGUUAACGCCGGGAGCUCUCCAGGCCACUCACCCAGCGACGCCCAUGGGGAAUCAAAACACAAACUAAACGGACAGGCUCCACGAGCAGCCAUCGCCAGGGGCUGCCACCCUGCCCCCACGUGAGCUCGGUUUUCGCGGGUCUGGGAAGAAGAGCAGAGUGUGGGAGACCAUUGCAGAGAACCAGACUCCAGUCAAGAGCCUCUGGGCUCCCUCCGGUGGUGGCGACCUGCGCCCCCUGCCGAUCCCACCGCAGCUCCCGUCUUCUACUUGGUUAAGACAGUUUUGUAUCAUUUUGCUAAAAAUUACUGGCUUAAAUCUGUGUAAAGAAAUCUGUCUUUUUAUUGUUUCCUUCUUGUCUGUUUUUGCGGUCUUGGGAAAAAAGAAAGAUGUUGACCUUGAAGAGCCCUCGGGCCGGCGCUCAGAGGUGGAGGUGGCAGAGGAGCCCACGUGUUUUGUUUUCUAGUGUUGUGCUGUCUGCUCUGGAGAUUCUCAUCAGAAGUUGUGUGCGUGUGUGUGUGUCCUGUGGGUCCCAUCAGCCCACGUUCGGCGUCUUGCUUUCCCUUCCCCACUGUACGCUGAAAUUCCGGAUUGGGGCCACCACGUGAGGGUGCCAGGCGUGGCCUUCCCAGAGGAAGCGGACCAGUCGCCAUGUGGCGCGCUCCCACAGACAGGCCUUGAAGGCAAGGCCCGUGUGUGGUCGGGGCGCUGUGUCUGGUUAUUCUGAGGUGUGUUGAAAGUGCUACCAUACAGAUGGCGCUGGUCUGCUGUCACCUUUCUCUCUCAAAGCCAAGGAGCAGGCUGCCCUGGGCACCACGGCUUGUCCACAAGACACCCGUUGAAGGGAGUCCACCUUGAAGUGCCACAUGGCAGGCAACCGCCCACCCACUUCCGUGUCACUCCUGCCGCUGGACGUCUGGGUGGGUGAGCGGGGUGCUGGGCAGCCCUGCCGGGCUCUUCCCUCCCUCCUCCACCCUGCCUGUCACGCACGGCACGUGGAGGGGAGGGGCGGGGGGAGGGGGUGUCUGAAACCAGGCGCAGUGCACACUGCGGGGAGGGGGAGUGUCGCCUCCCUCUCUUCGGGCAUCCUGUGCGGAAUUCUGCUGUGAACUGGGCUCUAGGGUUGGGCCUUCAGGACUUCCGCGGCUCCCUGCUUCUCAGCAUUGGCCCUGGGCUGGCCGCUGGGGUGUGAUGGGGCCAUCGCUAGCUGUCUGUGUUAGCCUGUGGGUGCUUUCUAAUCCCGAGUCCUUGCCCUGGACAUGUAGGGAUGCAGGUCUGGAAAUGCAUGGGGAGCUUGGGGUUGGAGAAACUUGGACGUGUACUGUUGCAAAUCCUUGGUCAGAGCUGGGCUUCCUCUCUGGGUGAGCCGCCAGUGGCAGUCCCACAUGGUGGACGUGCAUUGUAGACGUGCAGGUGUCCUGCGGCCGGGCCGGGCCGGGCCUGGAAGCGCACCUGCCCCGAGUUGUCCAGGACAUGGCUGUGAUGGUUCUUGCCUAAUAUUUAACCCCAUCAUCACUUGCAGGAGACGUAGUUAGAAUGUGUAUCAACCUGUGUCUUGGUGACCAGUCUGAGCUGUGCGUUUGUACUACCACUGUAUUUGUGUACCUUAACAAUUGUGUACAUAAUAAAUUCAUAAUGACUUCUACCUUUC
Dipodomys spectabilis (banner-tailed kangaroo rat) is the source of this 3356-nucleotide messenger RNA. RefSeq names its product casein kinase 1 delta (gene Csnk1d). Gene Ontology annotation, biological process: signal transduction; non-motile cilium assembly; positive regulation of proteasomal ubiquitin-dependent protein catabolic process. Lineage: Eukaryota; Metazoa; Chordata; Mammalia; Rodentia; Heteromyidae. The record is from RefSeq and is a predicted model, not a curated record. Bases 298 to 1527 code for a protein of 409 amino acids. Gene Ontology annotation, cellular component: cytoplasm; spindle microtubule; nucleus. The transcript is spliced from 10 exons. Gene Ontology annotation, molecular function: ATP binding; protein serine/threonine kinase activity.